GUAGCAAUGCACGUAAAAUCCGACUCGGAGGUGACGAGCCUCGACGCCGCCGCGUUCCCCUCGGCGGCCCCUGUACUGCGUGCAGAGCCAUUCCCACUCUCACCACGACCUCGAGAAGAUAUCCUACGGCUCCAGCCCCUUCGCCUCCCCCGCCCACCCCCACUUCCACUACCACUACCACUGCUCCCCUAUCCACCACUCCCGCGAGUCCUCCACCUCCCGCUUCUCCGCCUCCCUCAAGAACCCCCGCCACUCCUCCGGCUGGCGCCGAAUGCACCUCAAGUACGACCACCACGGCCCGAGGCGGAAGGCGCCGAGGAGGCAGAGGGUGAGGAUAACAGAGAAGACGGCGCCCAGGUGAAAAAAGUGAGGUUCUACGUGGCGUGCUUUCUGCUCUCGUUUGUGGUGCUGUUUACUAUUUUCUCUUUGAUUCUUUGGGCGGCGAGUUUUUCUGACAAGCCCAAGAUUCUUGUUAAGAUCUUCUAUCGCAAUCCAGCCACCUUCUUUGGCGUCCACGUCACCUCCACCCCCCUCGAGCUUCACUACUUUGACCUCAAGGUCGUGUCCGGCCAUAUGGCGAAGUUCUAUCAGUCGAGGAAGAGCGAAAGGAAAGUGAUUGUAGUUGUUCAGGGGCGGCAGGUGCCCCUCUAUGGAGGGAUGGCAGCUCUGGACGUUGCUAAGGGGCGUGUGGACGACAUUUCAGUGCCACUGAACCUAAGCUUUGUAAUAAGAUCGAGGGUGUACAUCUUAGGAAGACUGGUGAAGCCCAAGUUCUACAGAAAAGUUAUGUGUGAAGUUAGCCUUAGAGGUAACCAUUUGGGCAAGCCACUUAGUAUGAUCAAGUCUGAUUCUUGUGUUUAUCAUUAGGAGAUAGUACUAGUUUGUAGUGACUAUAUUUAUAUAUGCAAAUAUUCUUCUCUUGCUCGUGCA
Messenger RNA from Salvia splendens (bonfire salvia), 930 nucleotides. RefSeq lists its product as uncharacterized. The transcript is spliced from 4 exons. NCBI's taxonomy places the organism in Eukaryota, Viridiplantae, Streptophyta, Magnoliopsida, Lamiales, Lamiaceae. Bases 7 to 867 code for a protein of 286 amino acids. The record is from RefSeq and is a predicted model, not a curated record.